Messenger RNA from Papilio polytes (common Mormon), 1687 nucleotides. RefSeq names its product ribonuclease P protein subunit p30 (gene Rpp30). Gene Ontology annotation, cellular component: nucleolar ribonuclease P complex. The record is from RefSeq and is a predicted model, not a curated record. The coding region runs from base 257 to 1039 and encodes 260 amino acids. Gene Ontology annotation, biological process: tRNA processing. The transcript has a single exon. NCBI's taxonomy places the organism in Eukaryota, Metazoa, Arthropoda, Insecta, Lepidoptera, Papilionidae. Gene Ontology annotation, molecular function: RNA binding.
GUCAGAUGUCAAUUUGAUAUGGUCUGGAAAUUGAUUUGCGAUUUUUUGAUUGUUGCGAAGUAGAUAUUUUGAGAAUAUUCAAACAAAUUGGACUAAAUAUUGAGAUAGUUAUAGGGUGUAAAGGCUUUAUUUUAGAAGAAAAUCGUAGUGCACACACAUAAAGCUCAUAUAUCGUUUAAGAUAUUCAAUAAGGUUAUGUUUAUUAGAUAGCUUAUCGAUCGAUCAGUGUUUUCGACGUAUUACAUUGUAUCUCGAUAUGGCGCAAAAAAAUUGGGGAUUCUGUGAUUUAUCAGUCAGUAGGGAUUGCGACAUUACUAAGAUAUCUUGCUUACAGAAAUUAGGUCUUAAUACAGUUGCUAUAAAUACGCAUGUAGAAGAAAUAAGCGAUGAGCCGAAAAAGAAAAAACGUAAAGGCGAAACAAAGGAGAAAAAAGAUUUCGUACCAAAUCCUGUAGACAUUCCUAAAGAUUUAAACAAGGGUGAUAUUAACAUUCUACAGAGAGUGACAAUAGAGUUUUCAGAAUCUAGCAUUAGCCAUAAGUUCAAUCAUUCUGAAAAUUUAAGGAAAUACGAUAUAAUCGCUGUUAUACCUAAGACAUUACAAGCAUUUCAAUAUGCAUGCUCCAGUCUUGAUGUUGAUAUCAUCACAUUUGACCCUCAGACUCGGCUGCCUUUCAAAGUCAGCCGCAAAUUGUACAAUCAAGCAGUAGAAAGGGGCUUGUUCUUUGAACUGAUGUAUAGUCCAGCAAUUAAAGAUUCUACUGCAAGAAGAAAUAUAAUAAGUAUGGCUCACAGUUACUUUGCUGUUGGCAAAUCAAAUAAUAUUAUUAUAUCAAGUGGAGCAGAUAAUUAUCAUUACAUCAGAGGGGUUCAUGAUGUUAUUAACCUUGGCUUUAUAUUCGGCAUGAACAGUAAUCAGAGCUUGGAUUCUAUCCGAAAUAACACUCGUCGACUUAUUAUUAAAGCUGAAGGAAGAAGAUGCGGCAGGCAUUACCUGGUAGUGACACAUGAUAAAGAAAAAGUAAAACACAAAGAGUAAUUGAGUGAUUUUAUUUAAUAUUUUGUAUUGUUAAUUUAAAUAUAAGAGAAAAUCCAUACAUUGGCAUAAAAUGUAAAUACUGGAGUCAUUUCUGCAAUUAUUUCAAGUUUAGAAUAACCAAUUUGUUGUAACAAUUUGUUUAAUGAAAACAGUCAAUAUUUUGCAACUAAGGACAUUUAAAAAUAAUAGGACAUUACAAAAUUCAUACUCAAAAGACUAGUUAAGUUUUCAGUUGGAUAGUUCGGCACUCGCAACACCUGUGUGUUUAAAAUUUGUAGUAAAGUGCUUGUAAUGUCCACUAUAAUUAAUAUUAUAUUUGAAUGUCUUUGUUUAACAUAUCUAAGUGUAAAACUACAUAUUUUUGUAACAUUUAUUUUGUUAAACACAAAGUAGAAUAACAUUUUAUCUUACAUAUGUAUCACAGUUUAAGACCAAACAGACAUUUUUUAGUUAAUAGUAUAAGAUGCUUCACUCAUGUAUGCUAUAUUUUAAUAAACAUUAAAAAUAAGUCAAAGAAAUAGGAACCAUAACAUUAUGAGUCUUUGUAGAAACUUAAUAUUGAUAUUAUUAACAAUUUUGUAGAGAUUUCAAAAAUGUAGUCAUCCAUUUCAUGUAUUCAUAUAUACAAUAAACUUUAAAGCUCAAAUU